ACCCAAAGCUCCUCUUAAAGAAGGUAUGAGAGAAGGAACAGUCAAGCAACCGCUGCGUGCAAAGUACAUAUCGCAUCAAUUAGAAGAAGGACACUGGGUAUCAGCCUACGCACCGGACGAUGUUAUUAGAGUAAGAGGACGUAAACCGUAUCACAACUGGGGAGACAGAGCACCGUGGCCAACCUGCUACUCACUCCAGGCUAUCGAAAUGGACCAAAUGUGGCACAACACUCUAAAGAGCUAUCGCGGUGGCCAGAAUAUCAUGAGAGUACCACUAAAUAGCUCACAAUCAGCUGGACGUCCUCCCGAUCGCCCAUUUCGGGUACUCGAUAUCGGAUGCGGUACAGGUACUUGGUGUUUAGAGAUGUCCCAAAUUUGGAAAGACGCAGAAAUAUGGGGAAUGGAUCUCGUACCAAUACAACCAAAUCCUGAAUAUUUUAGACCAGAUUAUACUGUAGCCGAUCGAGUAAAUUGGUUGAUAGCCAGUUUUCUAGAUAAAUGGCCAUUCGAGGAUCAAUCAUUUGAUUUUAUACAUAUGCGAUUUGUCAGCUUAGGCAUACCCGAAGUACAGUUUUAUCACGUAUUCGAUGAAGCUUUUAGAGUACUCAAACCUGAGGGACAUCUAGAAAUAUAUGAACGAACAUACCAAUUCGCCGCCGGACACACACCUAUACCAAUAUCCAACCCGGAGAUGGCACCGCCAAAGGAGAAGCAUUCAUAUACCGAAUUAGAGCGAUUAUACGAGGAGGUGCUCACAGCACAUACAAUAAAUAGCAGUCCUCUUUCAAUCAUUGCAUCUGCUAUUGUUCUUUAUGACGCGAAGAACAUAGUACAAUCACCUGUUAUUAGGGGAACAUUUCCAGCUCUAUCUUUCAAGCCUGAACGAACUUCAGAUUAUCAUGAUCCAGACUAUGAACCAUCGAUCAAGAAGUCAAACGUUGAGCAAUUUAUGAACACUGUUACGACAACCAUAGAGUCAUUAAACCCAUAUGAACGUGAUUAUAGGUUCAGGAUGAUACUACAGUCACUCUCGACAAUGAUUUCAGAAUCAUCUGACUGGCUGUGGGAUGAAUACCUCACCAAAGUUGUAGGAUUAAGUGAAGAGCAUGGUCUAUUUAAGGGAUUAAAUAACGUAACCAUGUCUAGAAGUAAUGAAGAAAACUCUAACAGUGGUGUUCCUAAUGGUACACCAAUACAAUCAAGGCGUAACUCAUUAUCAACCAACGUAGUAUUGAACGCACCACCACCAGCUGAGACAAAUAUACCAAUAGCUUGGUCAAACAAGGACAAAUUUGACGCAGAAGUUAAAGAAUGGUCUUCUGAUCUCAAUAGACGUGCUUCACCUGAUAAAUUUCUCGAAUUGAUUUUUGGUUGGGGAGAUGGAAGGGAAGAAGAUUUCUGUCCAGGUGGACGAAAACUUGUUGGUGCUAAGACAUGGUCAAAUGAAAGGAAAUUGGAAUGUGAAUCCGCUGAUGAUAAACUAGGAAUAUGGCAAAUGUGCGGGUUCAGAAUACAAAAGAGUUGAAUGGAAUUUAACUCUAUAUAUACCACUUUAGCGAUCUUAAUAUUUUUAUAAUUACAUUUUUAUGACAUGAAUGACAUGAAUUUUUACGUAAAA
Messenger RNA from Wallemia mellicola CBS 633.66, 1618 nucleotides. RefSeq lists its product as hypothetical. Bases 26 to 1525 code for a protein of 499 amino acids. NCBI's taxonomy places the organism in Eukaryota, Fungi, Basidiomycota, Wallemiomycetes, Wallemiales, Wallemiaceae. The transcript has 9 exons. The record is from RefSeq and is a predicted model, not a curated record. Gene Ontology annotation, molecular function: methyltransferase activity.